AUGGCAACUGGACUGAAAUUGAUGAGAGCAAUUAGAGUUUUUGAAUUUGGUGGACCAGAAGUGCUGAAACUCCAGUCGGAUGUGGCAGUACCAACUCCAAAAGACCACCAGGUUCUAAUCAAGGUCCAUGCAUGUGGUGUAAACCCAGUGGAAACAUAUAUUCGUUCUGGUACUCACAAGAUAAAACCACUCUUACCCUAUACACCUGGUUCAGAUGUAGCUGGGGUAAUAGAAGCUGUUGGAGAUAAUGCAUCUACUUUCAAGAAAGGUGACAGAGUUUUCACUACCAGCACCAUCUCUGGGGGCUAUGCCGAGUAUGCUCUUGCAGCAGAUCACACUGUUUACCCACUGCCAGAAAAACUGGACUUUAAACAAGGAGCUGCCAUCGGUAUCCCAUAUUUUACUGCUUAUCGAGCUCUGCUCCACAGUGCCCGUGUGAAAGCUGGAGAAAGUGUUCUGGUUCAUGGGGCUAGUGGAGGAGUUGGACUGGCAGUAUGCCAGAUUGCUAGAGCUUAUGGUUUAAAGGUUCUGGGCACAGCUGGUACCGGGGAAGGACAAAACAUCGUUUUGCAAAAUGGAGCCCAUGAAGUGUUUAACCACAGAGAACAUAAUUAUAUUGAUAAAAUUAAGAAAUCUGUUGGUGAAAAAGGAAUUGAUGUGAUCAUUGAAAUGUUAGCUAAUGUAAAUCUUAAUAAUGAUUUGAAUCUUCUGUCACGUGGAGGACGAGUAAUAGUUGUUGGCAGCAGAGGUCCUAUUGAAAUAAACCCACGGGACACCAUGACAAAGGAAUCUAGUAUAAUUGGGGUUGCUCUCUACUCAUCAACUAAGGAGGAAUUUAGGCAAUAUGCAGCGGCCCUUCAAGCUGGAAUGGAAAUUGGUUGGCUGAAACCUGUAAUAGGUUCUCAGUAUUCAUUGGAGAAGGUGGCCCAGGCUCAUGAAAAUAUCAUCCAUAGCAGUGGGGCUACUGGGAAAAUGAUUCUUCUCUUAGAAUGA
Messenger RNA from Puma concolor (puma), 993 nucleotides. RefSeq names its product crystallin zeta (gene CRYZ). Gene Ontology annotation, molecular function: zinc ion binding; mRNA 3'-UTR binding; NADPH binding. Gene Ontology annotation, cellular component: cytosol. The record is from RefSeq and is a predicted model, not a curated record. NCBI's taxonomy places the organism in Eukaryota, Metazoa, Chordata, Mammalia, Carnivora, Felidae.